Molecule: messenger RNA, 2535 nt
Organism: Cornus florida
Lineage: Eukaryota; Viridiplantae; Streptophyta; Magnoliopsida; Cornales; Cornaceae
Product: disease resistance protein RFL1-like
Exons: 1
Coding region: 1-2535 (844 amino acids)
Molecular function (GO): protein binding; ADP binding
Source: RefSeq, a predicted model, not a curated record
AUGGGUGGGGUGGGAAAGACAACCUUAAUGAAUGUCUUGAAUAGUGAGCCUGAAAUUCAAACUAUGUUUCAUAUUGUAAUACGGGUAACCGUCUCAAAAUCUUGGAGCAUUAGGAAGAUUCAAGAUGAAGUUGCACUGCGCUUGUCAUUACCGGAUGUAAAGGAUAAAACAGAUGAUAGAGUUUCAAUAAUGUUGUUUGAGAAACUCAAGGGCAAGAAGUAUUUGUUGCUUCUGGAUGAUGUUUGGGAAGAAGUGGAUUUGAUCAGAGUGGGUAUACCAAGUACAAGUCAAGAGAAGGGUUGCAAAAUUGUUCUGACAACCAGAGAUAUUGGAGUUUGUCGAAAAAUGUUAACUGAUAAGGAGAUCAAAGUGGAAGUUUUAGACCAAAGUGAAGCAUGGAAAUUGUUUAACUCAAAAGCGGGAGGAAUCUCAUUGCUCCCAACUACCAAGCCGAUUGCUGAAAAAAUCGUCAGAAAGUGUGGUGGCUUACCACUUGCACUAAAAGUAGCAGGUGGGGUGUUGAGAAUGGUUGAAGAUGUAAGCGUGUGGAGUAAUUUUUUGAACAAGUUGAAUUCAUCAGCUAUGUCUGACACUGAAACUAUGAAUGAGGAUGUGUUCAAGUCAUUGAAGGUCAGUUACGACGCGUUGAAGGGUGACAGCAUCAAGAAUUGUUUUCUGUAUUGUGGCUUGUUUCCAGAAGAUGCAAAGAUUAAAAAAUCUAGGCUGAUCACUUAUUGGAGAGCGGAGGGGUUUCUUUGGAGUAAAGGGACUUUGAAAGAUGCUUAUGAUGAUGGGUGUGCGAAAUUACAUGACCUUAUUGGUGCAUCUCUGUUGGAGAAGUGUGAGGAUGAAAAACAUGUAAAGAUGCAUGAUGUGGUUCGAGAUUUAGUUCUGACGAUGACUUCUGCGGGAGGAGAGGAGAGCAGGUUCAUGGUGAGAGCUGGACUGUCCAUGUCCGUGCAGGAAAUACCUGAUGAUAAGGAAUGGGAAGAAGCAAGUAGGAUUUCAUUUAUGUAUGCCAAGGAAUACAAAUUACCAGAGAAGCCAAAAUGUCCCAAGCUGUCAACAUUGCUGCUUCAGCCACGUGGAUAUUAUCUGGAGGCAAUACCUGAAUGUUUCUUCAAUCACAUGCCUAACCUUCGACUUUUGGAUCUGUCAGGAAGUCGCAUCUCCUCAUUGCCAUCCUCCAUCUCAAAUUUGGUCAACCUUCGAGCAUUGCUUUUGGAAGGAUGCGACAAUUUACAGGCUUUCCCUCAGGAAGUAAGUGUGCUCCAGAGACUUGAGGUGCUCCAUGUCAGCAGUGCGUACAAUAUGCCGUAUCAACCUAGUGAGAUGUGGAAGUUAACCAGCCUUAAAAGUUUGAAAUUUUCACCUCUAACUUUGAGAGUCCACAAAGAUGAGGUGCGGAAGUUGACCGGCCUUAAACGUUUGAAAAUUUUACCUCUAAGUGUGAGAGUCCCCAAAGAUGAGAUGGUUCCUUCUAGUGUGACCAUAUCCAGACUUUCCCUGCUUCAAGAAUUGAGUAUUAAAAGGAUGAAAGGGGAAUUGAGUAAUUUGGAAACUUUUGCAAAAGAGGUUGGCAGCUUGACACGGCUCUCUUCACUUAAAUUCGACUUCACAACAAAGUAUUGUCUGACACACUUUCUCAAUAACAGCCAACCAUGGAAAGAUCGUACCAUACAGAAAUUCAACUUCCAUGUUGGAUAUUUAAAACCGGCAUCAUUAAGUAUUCCCAAAAUAUUUGAGAGGUACCUGUCAUUAUCAUUUAACCCGGAGUAUGAGGAUGGAGGAGAAGUAACUAGUGAAGAAAUAAAACAGGUACUCCUACGUUCGGAGUCUUUUUACCUAAAGGGUUGUGAAACCCUUCAAAUACUAUCAGAGUUGGGUGCGAAAAGAGUUAAUGGGUUAAAAUGUUUAUCCGUCCAUUCUGGUAUACAUGAAUAUAUGAUAGAUGAAGAAGGAUUGCAAGGGCAUGCUUUUGCAAACUUAGAAUACCUUCGAUUGAAAUACUUAGAUCAUUUAAGGGGCAUCUGCUGCGACAAAUUACCAAUGCAAUUAAGCAGCACCACCAAUAGCUUCACCAAACUGAAGGACUUGGAAAUAUCGGGAUGCGAAUCGAUAAAGAAGGUGUUCUCAUGGGGAUUGAUUCCGCAACUCCUUAAUUUAGAAAUAUUGGAUAUUAGUUCUUGUUGGAAAUUGGAGGAGAUAAUUUCAGCUGAUUUCGAUGAGAGGGAGGAGGACAACAGGAGGCUUGAACACGUGAACUUACCCAAACUGAAGCUUUUGGUUCUUGGAUGGUUACGAGAAUUGGUUGGCUUCUCCAAGAGGAAGAGGAACCAUCUGUACUUGCAUUGCCCUUCCUUAGAGGAGGUUACUUUUAAAGAUUGUCCAAAACUGGAAAUAUUUCCUUUUGGCAUCGACAGUGCACCUCAUUUGAGAAAGAUUAAAGGAGAACUGAAAUGGUGGGAAGCAUUAAAAUGGGAAGAUGAUGCCACUAAAUCACGAUUCGCCCCGCUCUUCCAAAUAUAUCGCUGA